Messenger RNA from Scatophagus argus, 3323 nucleotides. Its product is annotated as magnesium transporter protein 1-like. The transcript has 10 exons. The record is from RefSeq and is a predicted model, not a curated record. Lineage: Eukaryota; Metazoa; Chordata; Actinopteri; Scatophagidae. The coding region runs from base 78 to 1064 and encodes 328 amino acids. Gene Ontology annotation, cellular component: oligosaccharyltransferase complex.
AUUGGAUGAGAGGCGACCAAUAGGACGCUGACAAAAGAUUGCUGUGUGGUCGACAAGAGUGUGACCAGUGUUGCAGAAUGUUUGGAAAACUUUCUAUUUCGCUGUUUGUUCUCUUUAUUUUCUACAGUGACCAUGCUGACGCACAGAAGAAAAAAGAGACUCUGCUGUCUGAGAAGGUGACUCAGAUGAUGGAGUGGACCUCCAAGCGUUCAAUCAUCAGGAUGAAUGGAGAUAAGUUUCGUCGAUUUGUUAAAGCUCCUCCCAGAAACUACUCUGUGGUAAUCAUGUUUACAGCUCUGCAGCCACAGAGACAGUGUGGAGUCUGCAGACAAGCUGAUGAGGAGUUCCAGGUGCUGGCUAACUCCUGGCGUUAUUCCUCUGCCUUUACUAACAAAGUCUUCUUUGCAUCUGUCGAUUUUGAUGAAGGAUCAGACGUCUUUCAGAUGCUCAAUAUGAAUUCUGCUCCAACCUUCCUGCACUUCCCAUCCAAAGGGAAACCUCGCAAGUCUGAUACCUAUGAGCUGCAGGUCAGGGGCUUUGCAGCUGAGCAGCUGGCCAGAUGGGUGGCAGACAGAACUGAUGUGCAGAUUCGCGUCAUUCGUCCUCCCAACUACGCAGGACCUCUCCUGCUGGGCUUCCUCCUGGCUGUGAUUGGAGGCCUGGCGUAUUUACGGAGACACAAUUUGGAGUUUCUCUUUAACAAGAAUGUCUGGGCCUUCUCUGCACUGUGCUUUGUCCUGAUCAUGACUUCAGGGCAAAUGUGGAACCACAUCAGAGGACCUCCUUAUGCACACAAGAAUCCUAGCACUGGCCAAGUUAGUUACAUCCACGGCAGCAGUCAAGCCCAGUUUGUGGCGGAGACGCACAUCGUCCUGCUCUUCAAUGCUGCUGUCACCAUGGGAAUGGUGCUGCUGUGUGAGGCUGCUACCUCUGACAUGGAUAUCGGCAAGAGGAAGAUUAUGUGUGUUGCAGGUAUUGGUCUGGUGAUGCUGUUCUUCAGCUGGCUGCUGUCCAUUUUCAGAGCCAAGUACCACGGAUAUCCAUACAGCUUCUUGAUGAGUUAGAGCUCGCCGAUGUUCUUCAGCGUCAUAGCAAGUAUGAACUGCAGGACAGGAAGUUCCUCAAAGUGCUGUUAAUUGCUGUCAACAAGCAGGGUGCUGUCCAUGGCAAAGAUGCCUCAUUUCUGUUUGCUAAGCCAUAAUUUGUCUUCUGUUCUGUUGAGCCAAAGUCUGUGUUAACACAUGUACAUACACACCGUGCCUUUACAGUGACUCAGCAAGCAGUUAAUACAUCAUCAGUGUGCAGUCUAUGUUGUGCCAAGAGCUGUUUUCUAGAUUAGAAUUUUGAAGAAAUAAAACAUAUUUUUUUAAAUUUAUAAUUGGUAAUAGUUCAGUCCAGCCCCUACUGGACACAAAUCUCAGUCUGUGUCUUUAUUUUAAAGUUGUUGGGACCAUAAACAGGCCAUGGACUCUCUUCUCUGACGUUGUUGGUUGUUUGUUUGUGUGUGUGUGGGUGUGGCUGUGGCUGAACUUAAAUCAGGAUCAUAUAUUUAUGGAGGAGCAGGCAUUUCAGGCAUCCAGAGUGUCUGGAAGUCAUUUUGGUAACACUUUAUACAUGUGGCAUAAGCACCCACUCAUAUAUUAAGGUUUUUAAAAUUAAAUAAACCACUUUUAAGUUCUGUAAGUAGAAGAGACAAUUUGGUGGAUGGAGUUUAGAAGCAGUUGUUGAUUGUGGACGGUUGAACUGCAGACUUCCCUGUGAUGAUUCCCCCUGGCUGUGCUCUGGCUUGAUUACUUUAGGUUAUACCAGACAUUAACCAUCAGGAUGAGUACUGACAAAUGUGAACUCCCAAGAGGCAGUAAGAAAAAUGACUGCAUCAGUAAUGACACACUGAAGCUGGGGGAGUUAAAUUUGCCCCAAUGCUCUAAAUCUUACAUAAAGCAACCAGUGUGGGCAUGAUUGAAUUAACUGUUAAUGGAGUCACCUCAAAUGUGAGCUGAGGAGCUCUCAUUAACUUCAGUAUUCUCUAAGCAAAUAUAUAUUCAUAUAUAUUUAUAGAGAAAGAGAUGGCUUAUAGAUAGAUAUGGAUAUAUUAAUAAAAUUAAGUGUGAUUAAUAAAAAAACAGUACAUUUAAGUUUAAAUCUAAGUUAGAUAUUAUUUCAGUUGGAUUUAAAGCAACUUCUACAACACAGAGCCUAAAUGCACAGGAGGGGGGUCAAAGCAGGACCCAGUCGAGGGCCCUCGUGACAUCCCUUUUUGUAGUGGGUACGUAUAUACUGGAUGAUUACCAACCAGGCAAACAUCCCUAUUGAGUGUUUGCUGAGUUGGUAAUUUGUUUACAGCAAAGUGUUCAGGUUUUAACCUUUGGUAUUUCACUCCUGUUGUUUGUACACAGCCGCAGCUGCCAUUGGCUGUAGGAAAGGUAUGUGAGGUAUGUAGAGCAAAGUAAAAAAAUACCCCCUGCCAAAGAUCACAAGCAGCCCAUAAACGCACCAUUACCAAGUGGACUUUUGUUUCUCUGUGGGUGAACGCUAAGGAUGUUGUUUAAAGAGAAGCUUUCAGAGGCAGAUUUUCAUCGCUUUAAAAGCUGUGUUGAGCCACUGAGGUGUGUGAUGACGUGUGUGUGUGUGCCUGUGAACUAAACAGAGUAAUGCGUGUCGUGAUUUUCAGAAAUCUGAAGGUUGCUCGAACUGGAGUGAGUUUGGAGUACUGACAAAGUACUGACAAAUCCAAACAACGUAUGUUGUAACAGUACACACUAUAGUACUCAGGUGAAUGGCCUCUAUGUAGUAAAUAUACAAGAGAUGGAAUUGAUUGUUUGUUUUUUUUAUCUCUUUUUAAACACCGACUCAGAGUGCAUCUUUAUUCUCAGGGUUUAUAACAGAACCGUGGAAUUUAAGAGUAUGAAGCAUUAGUAGAUGGAGGAAAAAAGAUUUAUAAAGUUUAUUCGCCCAUUUGUUUUCAAAUUCCCAAAUGAGAAAUGUCAGAUGUUGAAUGAAAAAUGAACAAAGAUGUUUUUUCUUUUUAAAAAUCAAAUCACCUCUAUUAAAAUUAAUUGAAGGUGAAUUAUUUUUCACAUGGGUUUUGUGUAGAGUGUCUUAGUCCUCACCUGUAAUGGGGCUGCAGUGAGCUGUUAAAGCUGAAUAAUCACACUUCCUGUUAAAGAAUGAUUAUUGUCCCUUAUUAAAAUGUAAGAAUGGCUUUAACCGCUGACCAAGCUGAGAUUUUUGAGUUUGAUUACAUUAUAAGAAGUUUACCAUCUCAGUCAUCAGAAUACUUCAGUUUGAUUUUUGUCUUUAUUAAAAUGCCUUAACCACCUUGA